Hydra vulgaris (swiftwater hydra) is the source of this 1120-nucleotide messenger RNA. RefSeq names its product cyclin-J. Gene Ontology annotation, biological process: regulation of cyclin-dependent protein serine/threonine kinase activity; mitotic cell cycle phase transition. NCBI's taxonomy places the organism in Eukaryota, Metazoa, Cnidaria, Hydrozoa, Anthoathecata, Hydridae. The record is from RefSeq and is a predicted model, not a curated record. Gene Ontology annotation, cellular component: cytoplasm; nucleus; cyclin-dependent protein kinase holoenzyme complex. Gene Ontology annotation, molecular function: cyclin-dependent protein serine/threonine kinase regulator activity.
GAGUUUGAAUAAGAAAUUUUAUGUAAAUGUAUUCAUAAUAGCUAAAUGGAACAAAUUAAAAACUAUGAUAUUGCUGAUGAAAUUCUUCUUGUGCUUCGUUCAAAAGAGUUAGAGAUUCCAAAAUUUCAUGGAACAUCAAAUCAAUUAUGCUACAGACGAUUGCUUAUUGACUGGUUGGCAGUUAUUAGUGAGAAAUUGUUUCUCUCUCAUGGUAUUUUGCAUUUAUCUGUUGUUUAUAUGGAUACAAUGAUGGAGAAAUGGGAAUUUUCAAAAAGAUCUCAAUUGAAUCUACUUGCUCUUUGUUGUUUAUGGAUAGCAGCAAAAUUAGAUGAAACUGAUAAUCGUAUUCCACUAAUUUCAACAUUAAAAUGUUUUGUUGCAAAUUCAUUUGAACAAGAUGACUUUAUGCAAAUGGAACUUAAUAUCAUGCAGUCAUUGGAUUGGAGGUUAUUGCUUCCAACUUCUGUUCAUUUCCUUGAUUUAUAUUUAAGUAAUUCAAUAUGUCUUGAAGAUUUACAUGUUGGUUACAAAAUUACAUCUACAGAAAAAUACAAAGUUUAUAUUCAAAAAUAUGCUUUUUAUUUUUUAGAAGUAUCCUUGCAAGAUCAUUAUUUUAAUGAUUUUUUGCCUUCGUUGGUUGCAUCAGCUGCAAUAUCUGCUUCUCGUAUUUGUUUAAAAAUAACUCCAAGCUGGAAUCAACUACUUGAAACAAUGACAGGAUAUUCAGAAAGUUGUUUAACAAACUUAGUGAAUUUCUUUUUAAGAAUUCAUCAAGAAGACCAACAAAGACCUAAAUCUGUCCAAGCAAAAACAUAUCUGUAUCAGGAUGAAUCCCUUGAUGGAUCCGGAUCAGGAUAAAUCUUGAUGCUUAAAAAACAAAAAUUAUUUUUUUGCAAAAUGGGGUAUUUAAGCAUUUACAUAAUGAUUACAUAAUGAAAUAAAAGUUCUUUUUGACAGUAAUAAUCUAUUUUGUAUAUAAUUGUAUAGUAUAUAUAGUUAUGAAGUAAAUAUAAUGUGAAUAAAUGUAAAUAUAGAAAAAUGAAUAUAUAAUUUUUAUUUAUAUCUAUCAAAAGCAAAAAAAAAAAUUUUUUGAAAUGUUUCCUUUUCCUGUUUCUACUUA